This is a messenger RNA of Malassezia pachydermatis, 558 nucleotides long. Its product is annotated as protein tyrosine phosphatase. Gene Ontology annotation, cellular component: cytoplasm. The record is from RefSeq and is a predicted model, not a curated record. Gene Ontology annotation, molecular function: phosphatase activity; inositol diphosphate tetrakisphosphate diphosphatase activity. The transcript has a single exon. Lineage: Eukaryota; Fungi; Basidiomycota; Malasseziomycetes; Malasseziales; Malasseziaceae. Gene Ontology annotation, biological process: protein dephosphorylation. The coding region runs from base 1 to 558 and encodes 185 amino acids.
AUGGACGUACGUGCUGUCAAUGCCGAAUCGGCGGGGGUCCGGCAUACCCUAUGGCGGCCCAAGACGUCCGAAGUGAUUGUCCCUCCGUUGAACUUUGAUAUGGUCGCGCCGGGCGUGUACCGCAGUGGUCAUCCGAAUGAACGCAACUUUAGUUUCCUCAAACGCUUGAACUUGAAGAGCAUUAUGUAUUUGGCGAGCGACGACUACCGCGAUAACAUGGUGCAGUGGGCACGGCGCGAAGGCAUCCAGGUCUUUCAUCACCGCGUCGCGAUGAACAAGGAGCCGUUUGCAGAGAUGGACGAAACAGAAGUCGCCAGUGCUCUGGCGCAUCUUUUGGACGUGCGCAACCUGCCUGUGCUUGUACACUGCAACAAGGGAAAGUACCGUGUGGGAUGCCUUGUUGGGUGCGUUCGUCGUUUGCAAGGAUGGAGUCACAUUAGCAUUCUCGAAGAGUAUGCGCGCUUUGCCGGCGACAAGAUCGCCGACGAAGAGUUCAUCGAGAUGUUCGACCUAUCGCGCGUCCAACUCGACGCUGCACACCGGCCUACGUGGCUAUAA